GAUAUUUUUGCAAGUAGGGCCUGUGAAGAAAGAUCGCAGGUCGCAGGACAAAUUAUAAACAAACGCAAUGGCUACAACAAACAUUGGAAAGAUUCGCCUUAAAAGUUUAACUGAUUUGCAAGCUAAAAGUGAUUUUGAAAUAGCACCAACUCCAGUCGAUAAUAGAACACCAGAGAAACCAAAAAAGGCGGGAAAUAGACGCGCAGCAACAACAACAAAGAAGAAGAACAACGAUGACAAAUUAAUGCGUAAUGAACAAAUUAUUGUAAACAGAACAGCCGUUAAACGCUCUGCAAAGAAGGAUCCAUUGCCGGGUCAACUGCGCAUUGAUGCCUUCUUUAAGAGUGGCACAAAGAACUAUAAAGUGGAGUCAGUCGCAAAGACUUCUCCCGGAAAACCAAAACAUCGUCGAACGCUGCGUAAAGGAUGCAAGCGCUUGUUUGAUGAGGAAUCGCAGACCACUGCAACAACAACAUGCUCAGAAGUUGAUUAUAAACCAAAACCCACACGAAAACGAACCCAGCCGCAACGUCAGGUUAAAUCAAAGUGCAAAUCGCCACCUGCCGAUGUAAUUGAUCUCUGUUCUGAUGAUGAGUCGGAAUCUAAGGAAGAAACCACCCGUAGCAGGCAAUGUGAGUCAAGGCCUGUGGUACUCGGUGAACUGGAGCUUCGACAGACGGAGGCUUCCCCUAUGGUGACUAUACCGCGAUCAAAUCUUACAGUCGAAUCGGUUGCGGAUGCAUCUUCUAAAGAAAAUAAGCCAAAGGGACGCACGCGGAAGCGUUGCCCGCCUUACAAGAUUGUAGAAGAUACCACAUUCGUUGUGGAUGGCUUUCAGUUUGGUGAUAUUCCGAAUGUGACCCAUUAUUUUUUAAGUCAUUACCAUGCCGAUCACUAUGUGGGCCUAACCCGGAAGUUCGCACAUCCUCUAUACAUGAGCCCCAUUACAGCUCGCUUGGUGCGCACUUUUAUACCCAUUGAUGAACAGUAUCUUCAUACAAUUGACGUGGACAAGUCCAUUAAAGUGAAUGACAUUGAAGUUGCUGCCAUAGAUGCCAAUCACUGUCCAGGUGCCAUUAUGUUGCUCUUUAAGUUCAGCACAGGCAAGUGCAUACUGCAUACUGGUGAUUUUCGAGCCAAUUUUGAGAUGGAGUCAAACCCCAUAUAUUGGAACAACCCCAACAUUGAUCUACUCUACCUGGACACUACAUAUCUGUCAAGGAACUAUGACUUUUGCCAUCAGAGCGAAAGCAUUGAUCUUGUUUGCUCUUUGGUCCGUGAAUUUCACGAGAAGCAUGCCGGCAAGCGCAUCUUGCACGUAUGCGGCGCCUAUUUGAUUGGAAAGGAAAAGGUGUGGCUGACAAUGGCUGAGGAGUUUGCACUCCGUAUCUGGACAGAACCGCAUCGUCGCAAGGCAAUCGACUGUCUCAAUUGGCCGGAGCUGCAAAUGAGGCUAUAUGAUAAUCCGCUGGAGGCUAAUUUGCAUGUAAUAAGCAUGGGGAAGAUUAGUUAUCCGCAUCUGGAUCAGUACUUUAAACCAUUCGAGGGACAUUUCGAUAUGCUUCUGGCCAUACGACCAAGCGGCUGGGAGAAGAACUCAAAACCUUCAUAUGGCAAGCGUAUCAGUGUAAUCGGUGUGGAAUACUCGGAGCAUUCAAGCUACAAGGAACUGGAACGCUUUGUACGUUUCCUUAAGCCGAAGAAUGUAAUCAGCACGGUUCCUGUGGGACGAGAUCUCUGUGUGACCGGUAAAGUGCCGGCCAAGUGGUAUCAAUACAAGGGCUAUGGCGGAAUGCUCAGCAAUGGAUAUCAGCCCACUAUUUCUGCAUUUUUUGAAACUCCUCGACGACAGCUGCCGUCACAAGCGGGCGAAAAUGUUGACAUGAUAUUGAGCCCAUUACAAGAAGAAGUCGUGAAUCCCAUUGGCACGAAGGGAGAUGAUGCCGUGAUUAAAGAGAACAAGUUAAAGGAUGAAUCAGCUAGUCCUGGUGAUGCUGAAGUCAAACCUAAUAACAGAAUCUUGUCCGAUGCUUCCGAUGAUUUGCUCUCAUUCAUUUAAUCAUUUUUUUUUUUGUAAUGCUUCAUUUUCAUAAUUAGUGGUUAGUGAAUAUAUUUGAGUUACAUUCCUAAUUAAAAGAAUUCUACUCUUCUACAAUUUUAGAAUAUAAAGUAUUGCCGCUAA
Drosophila innubila is the source of this 2182-nucleotide messenger RNA. RefSeq names its product DNA cross-link repair 1A protein (gene Snm1). Gene Ontology annotation, molecular function: damaged DNA binding; 5'-3' DNA exonuclease activity. NCBI's taxonomy places the organism in Eukaryota, Metazoa, Arthropoda, Insecta, Diptera, Drosophilidae. The record is from RefSeq and is a predicted model, not a curated record. Gene Ontology annotation, biological process: double-strand break repair via nonhomologous end joining; protection from non-homologous end joining at telomere; interstrand cross-link repair. The coding region runs from base 68 to 2059 and encodes 663 amino acids. The transcript has 3 exons.